UUGGUGUCAAUCAUUGACUUAUAACACGAUUGUAUUAUACGUUAUACGUCAACGGUUACAAUUCGAAGGUUCUCAGAUCUCAGAUUGAUUACAGACUGUUUUUAAUUAGUGUUAAUGCCAAAGGCAAACAUAAUUUAUCCAUAUCCGCUUUUCCAGGCACACUUAUCUUAAUUUUGUGAAUCAAAUUUCUUCACAAUGGAUUCAUUCACUGAGCGGAUGAUGGAACGGGCUAAAGCACGAAAGGAUCGCCUCAAAAAUCAAUUGAAAAUCACAGACGGUCUGAGAAUCGGCAUCCAGCCAAAUGUCUCACCGUUGAAGGAACCAAACUUCACAAAUGCUGUUGACUCAGAACCUUGUACAAGGAAGUUUAUGAAUGACACUAAAUCUCCACAUUAUGUGCAUUCACAUGAUACCUCAUCAAGUUCAGAUGCAGCGGUUGAUGGAGUAGAUGAAAACGCACCAUUUUUAGGCAGCAAAAAAACUGAAGAAAGUUCAUCCUUGUCAACAGGAGUAAAUUUAGUUUCAUCAAAAAAUCGAUUGAAGGAACGAUCACCAUUCAGAGCACAAGUGGAUUUUACUGCAACUGAUAUUCAGAAACCUGAUUCAAAGUAUUUUUUCAGCAGACAAGGAGGAAAGUCCACUUUUAAUGUCGAUGUCAGUGUACAAUCUCCUCAAAAAACUUCUGCUCUUUCCUCUGAUAUGACAGCUGCAGAUCCUGAGACACAUUGCAUCAUUCGACCCGGAGAGGAAGUCACAAUCGAAGCGGACCCCCAAGAUAUUGAAGAGGCAGAGACCACUCAUUCAGAUUUGACCAGGCAAGAUGCAAAGAUGAGACUGAAGAAGCUUGGUGCCCUUUACGGAGAUCGGCCAAGUCGAGUGUCCUCUCCUAUACAACAAACAGAAGAAUUAUUUGCUGCAGAAGAAGUUAAGAAAACUAGCGGUAAAUCAAUAGCUCGAUCUGCCAGGCUGGCUGCUCUGGCGAGUCAAAUCAAUCAGUGGGAGGAUGAUGUCAAAAAUGUACCCACUAGUUCAGUAAAAGUGGUGUCAAGAAAAGGUAAAGACGAAACACCACGAUUUCAACACUCUGUUACCUUCCAAUCUCCUAAGAAAGCUGGCUUAUCUCACAAAGCAAGAUUUUCUUCUAUCGCUCCUCAUCAGUUUAUAAAAUCUAAUUAUCAAAGUGGUGGCAUUUCAAUGAUGGCUCGAGCUCAAAAGUCAGUUUUGAAAAACAAACCUGCCGAAGAACUUUUAGUCGAUGGGUUUUUCUCUUCUGACGGAAGUGUACCUGUGAGGUGGGAUGUUGAAUUUAAAUCUCCUGUGGAAGAGAUUCCAGGGGAACCUUCCCUCAGCCAAGCGAGAUCUCCAGCCACGCCUGAAAUUCGGAAAAAUCCAUUACAGAAAUAUUCUCCAAACAGGACAUCGCCCACAAAACAGUUAAGUCCUCAAAAAACAGCAUGGCCACAACCAUUUAGUUCACCACGUUUGAAAAACCCAAGUCAAUUUUCCCCAGUUACUUCCCACACCAGCCCUUCCAAGUCAGCCUCAUAUUCUCCAAACAAGACAUCGCCUAUGAAACAGAUCAAUCCUCAAAAAACCACGUGGCUACAACCAUUCAGUCAGCUAAGUUCCACAAAUCCAAGUGAAUCCUGCCCAGUUACUUCUCAUACUAGCCCUCUCAAGUCAGCCUCACCUCGCCGAAUCAAUCUUUUAAGUCCAAAAAGACCAUCAAAGAACACUCCUAACCCAGGCUUCGUCCUUCAAAAAGCCAUCGCAUAUGAACAAGCUGUAAGUCCCACCAAAAAUAUUGUUCAGGACCCUGCUGAAUUGUCUUUAGCGGAGAGAAAGGCACUCUUUGAAAAAAAUAACAGCAAACCUAUUCUCCCUAAGGUACCUUUUGGUCAACCACUUCCCGUCAACAAUAAGCGAACAAAUACUCACAUUAUGGAAGCCUGCGCAACUUCAACAAUGAAGGUAAAUAAUUUACCUUGGUCUCUCAAGCAAGAAGUCAUAGUAAAUUCAACAAAAAAAGGAAAUAAUUUACCUUACUCUCCAAUCAAGGACAAAUUGCCGGCAAAUAUGACUAUGGAAACUGAUGAUUCGUCUAACUCAUCCAAGAAGAAUCCAGUGCACUUGGCAGAGCCUGGAAAAGUAAGCAAGCUUCAGUCCAGAUUAGCUGUUUUUGAAUCGAAAGAAAAAAUUCUGUGUGAAAAGAAAUAUGACGAUGAAAGAGGAAAAGAAUUGGAAAUGCUCUGCAAUCGAUGGGAAAAGUUUAAAUACAUCAAAGGCAGCACUGUCAAAGAGAAAGUAGUCUCACCAAAAGUGAACAAAUGUUUUGUUACAACAGUACAUCCAAAGAAACGACCAAGCUUACCCAUAAGUGACUCUCCUUCAACGCCUGAGCAGCCACCUAACUCACAGUCCCCUGUUCGCUGUCCUAUAUCGCCUGAAAAUGAGGUUAAGGAAGGAAAAGAAAUUAAACCUAGAGUUUGGAUGCCUAAUGUGUCACCGAUUGUUGUAUCACCUCCAAAACCUGGACAGCUAUAUCCAAGUCUAUCAGAUAUUGAGGCAAAGACAGGGUCUGAAGUAGCGGAUGAAAAGAAUGAUGCUUCCAUGGACAGUCAAGGGCAGAAUGAUUCUGAUUACACUGUAUCCUCCAGCGAUGGCACUACCAGUUUUGGGCGUGAAAUUAUACACAUGGCCAAUGAAAAAAUUCUAAUAGGCUCCAAUCGUAAGAGGAGCAGUAGCAGUAGUGAUAUAUCAGGUUAUGAUCAGAAGGCUGUCAACUCUGUGGACAACUUCCUGGAAGAAGCUUUGUCCGAUGAGUCUUCAUGUCCAUCGCCAACAAAACAACCACGUAACGGUCAUGCGAUGGCUCAGUUGGAUUCCUCCCCAGCUUCUCACAUUCGUUUCUCAAAGGAGGAGAAAAAUCCUGUUUGCUUGCCUCUUCUUCACACUGUUAGCUUUUACAGAAAAUUGCAGAAUCAGAAUUCAAGUUUGUCUGAAACACCCGUCAAGAAGUUUGUUCAUCAAAGUACUAGCUCUGAUUUUCCAAGCAGCGGAAGAAGUGAUGCUGAGGCAGAAAGAGGACAUGUGGAAAAAAAAAUAAUUGAGCUGCAGCAAAGGAUAUCAACCCAACAAACAGUGAUCUCUCAGGCAACUCAAGCCUUAAAUCUAUGUUUUCACACUGUUGAGUUCUCUGACUCUGCAGAGCAGGUUGAAGCAGAGCGUCUCCUACUUUUUGCAACGCACAGGAGGCAGGCUGCCCUGAACGAAUUACAAAGGCUGAAAAUUGAACGCUCACUACGCCCUAAUGUCGUUGACUCAUGUUACUUGAAAGAACGAGGCUCUUUGACUGUUUCCGAGAUCACAUUGCCGAUCAAAAUGGACGCCAUCAAGAGUGCAUCUCGAGAGGAGAAAUGUCAUAAUUUUGUUUGUCUACUCAAAUGUGAUGAGCAUGUAUUGGGGACGUCUUUGGUCACAGCUGCUGGUAAAAGUCUGCUGCAAAACUCCAGAGGAGCCAUGUAUCUUCGGUUUCCCGACAAACUCACAUUUCCGGAGCUGUACUCGGAUUUUAAAAUAACCCUGGAAGUAUAUGAUUUAAUUGCCAGGAGCAAGGAAGUUUUACCACACGAUAUCAAGUAUCAUAUUUCAAACAAGAAGGUCACAUAUAUAAGUCCUCUGGAAGGAGUUGUACAACUUAAAAUUAGCUGUGAGCUGUCACCCUCCAUCGAAUAUCAUGGUUUUUUAACCAUGUUUGAAGACGUAUCUGGUUUUGGAGCGUGGCACCGUCGAUGGUGUGCGUUGGAAGGAGAUAAAAUAUCGUAUUGGAAGUAUCCAGAUGAUGAAACUACAAAGGUACCAAUUGAUACAAUUGACUUAAACUCUUGCACCACAAAUACGGUCAAUGUUGUUAGCAGGGACAUUUGCGCAAGACCAAAUACAUUUUUAUUGGAAACUAUCAGGCCAACUGAAGAGGAUGACACAGAUUCCCUUGCACUUGUGAGGUACCCCACUCACACCCUUGUCCGACAUUUGCUGUCCGCAGAUACAAAAGAAGAGAGAAUCGAGUGGUGUGAUAUUCUCAACAAAGCUCUUGCAAUCUUACGUGCUUGGGGAAGAAAGUAGAAUGUUCUCUUCUACAAGCAGAUGCCUUCUUCUUUCUGUCAACUGGUCUGUCAAUUUUUUGUGUUCUCCACAUUGUACAUAAAUACUUUAAUCAAUUUACUAACGUCACAAACUAA
Bemisia tabaci is the source of this 4241-nucleotide messenger RNA. The record is from RefSeq and is a predicted model, not a curated record. Lineage: Eukaryota; Metazoa; Arthropoda; Insecta; Hemiptera; Aleyrodidae.